AUGGGUAACGCAAGCAAACGAGGACGUGACCCUGGCGCAAUAGACGAAGAGGAGCGGCAGUACGCCACUGGUGGCCAGACUCUCGAAGAACUAGACGAAAAGUACCCAAACAGGCCCCAGAAUCAUGGCAAGACGCUCUUCUUCGCCGAGCUUUACCAAGGUCUUUUCGACCCCUUGAAUGCCACCAGGAAGCAGCCUGUCAGAAGAGGGCACGGGGUUGCCUCCAAGUCCACUCCGCACGAGCACCGCCGUCGUGUCAUUGAACGCUUCAUCUCGCGAUGGCGCACCGAGACUGGCAAUGACUUCUUCCCUGCUCUGCGUCUCAUCCUGCCCACCUCGGACCGCGAGAGGGGCAUGUACGGCCUGAAGGAGUCUGCCAUUGCCCGUCUGCUCAUCAAGCUGAUGAGGCUCGAUAGGCAUUCCGACGAUGCCCAGAGUAUGCUGAAUUGGAGGCGUCCAGACCGUUCCAGCACCGCUGGCGACUUUGUCGAUCGAUGUUACAAUGUCCUAUCCAAGAGGCCUUCGCGGAUAGAACCCGGCGAUAUGCGCAUCGCCGAUGUAAACGAGAUGCUAGACAAGCUUUCGGCCGUGUCCGGUGAGAAGGGCCAGUUACCCAUCAUCGAGACUUUCUACGAUCGGAUGAACGCCGAGGAACUCAAGUGGGUCAUCCGUAUCAUUCUCAAGCAGAUGAGAAUUGGAGCCACUGAGAGGACACUACUGGAGCUGUGGCAUCCUGAUGCGCAGCAUCUUUUCAAUGUUUCCUCGAGUCUGAGAAGGGUGUGCUGGGAGUUGUAUGACCCCGAGAUCCGUCUCACUGGCGCUCAGACCGGUGUUGCCUUGAUGCAAUGCUUUCAACCCCAACUUGCCGCUUAUGAGAUGGCCACCUCGUUCGACAAAAUGAUCGAAAGACUCCACGCAUCGACCCAUGAAAUGGCUGGUAAUAACAAAAGUUUCUGGAUUGAAGAGAAGUUAGAUGGUGAACGGAUGCAGCUGCACAUGCUCCAGGACCAGAGCAUCCCAGGCGGCAAGAGAUUCUGCUUUUGGUCGAGGAAGGCUAAGAAUUACACAUAUUUAUAUGGAGAGGGUCUACAUGACGAGGCCAAUUCCGCCUUGACACGUCAUUUAAAAAAUGCAUUUGCACCGGGCGUGCGCAACAUCAUCCUCGACGGCGAAAUGAUUGUCUGGGAUCCACAGCUUAAGAAAGUCUUGAAGUUCGGCACGCUGAAAUCAGCGGCUCUCGAGAAUAGUGCCUGGAGCCCCUAUGAGAGCGACGCCCCACGGCCUGUCUUUCGGGUUUUCGACAUUGUUCUAUUGAAUGAUCAGCCACUGACACAGUAUACGCUCCAAGAUAGACGCAAUGCCCUAGCCAAGGCUGUUAUCGGUGAACCACAUCGACUUGAAAUUCAUGACUAUGCAGUAGCCACGAAUUCUAGCGAAAUAGAACCUAUGCUGCGCAAGAUCGUCUCGGAUGCUUCGGAAGGCCUCGUAGUGAAGAAUCCACUAUCUAUGUAUACUGUCGGUCUGCGCGUUCCUGACUGGAUCAAGGUGAAGCCGGAUUACAUGGAUGGCUUUGGUGAAAAUGUCGACGUCGUCAUUAUUGGUGGAUACUAUGGAUCAGGGCAUCGCGGCGGCAGAUUAUCGUCGUUCAUGUGCGGCCUUCGCGUUACGGAGAGUGACAUCAAGGCUGGUGCUCACCCAGAGAAGUGUUAUAGCUUUAUCAAAGUCGGUGGAGGGUUCCGCGCUGAGGAUUAUGCCGAGAUCCAACAACUCACAACAGGUAAAUGGAACGACUGGGAUGCGAAGAAGCCGCCAAGCAAGUAUAUCCAAUUAGCUGGAGGUGAGAAGCACCAAUACGAGCGGCCUGAUGUCUGGAUUCGCCCCAGCGACUCAGUUGUCAUAACCGUCAAGGCAGCAAGUGCUGAAGAGACCAAUUCAUUUGCGAGUAGAUUGACGCUCCGAUUCCCGCGGUUCAAAGAGCGGAGGCCUGACCGAAAUUGGGAUCAGGCAUUGGAUUAUGAAGAGUUCGAGGCACUAGUUGCAGAAGGCAAGAAGGAAAAUGAGUUUAAGAUGGAGAAAAGGCGACAACGUGGCGUUAAAAGGGUCAAAAAGAGCAUCGUCAUAGCUGGGCAGGACACGGGACCUGUAGAAUUUGCAGAGCCUAAGACAAAGGUGUUUGAGGGCCUCGAAUUUUGCGUGUUAACAGACUGUACGACGCCCGUAAGAAAAACCAAGGCGCAAUUAGAAGCCCUUGUCAAAGAGAACGGCGGUAAACUAUCGCAGCGCGCUGCCCCCGACACAGAGAUGAUAUUAGUCGCGGAGAAAAAGGUCGUCAAGGUCGCCAGCUUAAUCAAGGCCGGUGGCGAAUUCGAUAUCAUCCGCCCGAAGUGGCUUCUGGAUUGCAUCGCCCAAGGAAACGGAGGCUUUCUCCUUCCUUACGAGGCAGGGCAUUUGUUCCAUGCCUGUGAUGCGACGCAAAGCGCCGCCGAGGAGAAUACUGAUGAGUUUGGCGACGGCUACGCACGCGAUUUGAGUGUUGAAGAGCUCAGGCAACUACUACAGAACAUGCCAAAGAAAGAGAUUACGGAAAUGCCCUUCCACAAGGAGAGAUUCCUCAACCAACUAAGGGAGCAUGGCCACGAUCUAAGUGAGAUGCGAAGCCAUCUAUUUAAAGGUAUAGUUGUCCAUAUCGCAGGAGCGGAUACUGCAAGCUCUAUAGAAGUAUGCCAAGUGAGAAACCGAAUCCGAUUUGGGGGUGGCGCUCUAGCAGAUAGCUUAGACGACAAGACCACCACACACAUCGUUGUUCUAAGCAAGAAUCAUCCUGAAGAAAUGGACCUUGCGCGCGAGGUUCGGUCCGUCAUCAGUUCACGGCGCCCUUUGCCAAGGGUCGUCUCUAAGCAAUGGGUAGCAGACUGUUGGCAAAACCGAACUGUUGUGGACGAGGAAAGAUUUGCACCAUUAUGA
Xylaria bambusicola is the source of this 2964-nucleotide messenger RNA. Its product is annotated as ATP dependent DNA ligase domain-containing protein. The record is from RefSeq and is a predicted model, not a curated record. The coding region runs from base 1 to 2964 and encodes 987 amino acids. NCBI's taxonomy places the organism in Eukaryota, Fungi, Ascomycota, Sordariomycetes, Xylariales, Xylariaceae. Gene Ontology annotation, biological process: DNA recombination; DNA biosynthetic process; nucleotide-excision repair, DNA gap filling. Gene Ontology annotation, cellular component: DNA ligase IV complex. Gene Ontology annotation, molecular function: DNA ligase (ATP) activity; ATP binding; DNA binding. The transcript has 2 exons.